AUGAGCUGCUGCCCCGUGACCGCUGAGCCCGCGCGCGACCCUGCCGCCCACAUCGGCGUGCUGAAGAAGGCCGGCAACACCAACAUCUACGUGACGGGCCCCGCCACCUCCAAGGCCGGCGUCAUCGCGUACCCGGACAUCUACGGCCUGGACAGCGGCCGCACCAAGGCCGACGCCGACAUGCUGGGCAAGCUCGGCUACACCGUCGUGGUCGUGGACCUCACGGACGGCGACUACUUGAGCGACACAAACGGCCUGGUGGACUGGUUCAAGAAGUACACGUUCACGGAGGACUUCGCCCCGCGCAUCCAGGACGCCAUCAACUACCUCAAGGGCGAGGCGGGCGUGGAGCGCAUCGCCAGCUACGGCAUGUGCUGGGGCUCGUGGGUGGGCGCCACGCAGACCACGCAGGCCGACCCCGUUGUGUUGGGCCACGUGUCCUUCCACCCCACGUGGAUCGUGGAGAACAUGCUCAAGGGUGACGGCGCCGUCGACAAGCUCGCGGAGAGCGUCAAGGUGCCGCAGCUGCUCAUGGCCGCCGGCGACGACCCGGACUUCGUCAAGCCCGACGGCAGCGUGCACAAGAUCUUCAAGGCGCGCGCGGACAUCGGCGCCAAGUCGGACGUGCUGCUCUUCGCCGACCAGAACCACGGCUGGGUGCACCGCGGCGACAUGAGCAACGACGCCACCAAGGCGGCCGUGAUGAAGGCCUGGCACGCCGCGGUCAAGUUCAUCCAGACCAACUGCCCCGUGUAA
Phytophthora sojae is the source of this 756-nucleotide messenger RNA. Its product is annotated as putative endo-1,3-1,4-beta glucanase. The record is from RefSeq and is a predicted model, not a curated record. Gene Ontology annotation, molecular function: hydrolase activity. The coding region runs from base 1 to 756 and encodes 251 amino acids. The transcript has a single exon. Lineage: Eukaryota; Oomycota; Peronosporomycetes; Peronosporales; Peronosporaceae.